CAUGGCGCCCGCGCAGCGCCCGCUGCUGCCGCUGCUGCUGCUGCUGCUGCCGCUGCGCGCGCGCGCCGAGGACGCCGCCCGCGCCAACGCCGACCGCUACGCCGUGUACUGGAACCGCAGCAACCCCAGGUUCCACAUGGGCGUGGCGGGCGACGGCGGAGGCUACACGGUGGAGGUGAGCAUCAACGACUAUCUGGAUAUCUACUGCCCACACUAUGGGGCCCCCCUGCCACCAGCGGAGCGCAUGGAGCACUACGUGCUGUACAUGGUCAACGGCGAGGGUCACGCAUCCUGUGACCAUCGGCAGCGUGGCUUCAAGCGCUGGGAGUGCAACCGGCCAGCAGCGCCCGGCGGGCCACUCAAGUUCUCCGAGAAGUUCCAGCUCUUCACGCCCUUCUCCCUGGGUUUUGAGUUCCGUCCUGGCCACGAGUACUACUACAUUUCUGCCACACCUCCCAACGCUGUAGACCGGCCCUGCCUGCGGUUGAAGGUUUACGUACGGCCGACUAAUGAGACCCUGUAUGAGGCCCCCGAACCAAUCUUCACCAGUAACAAUUCCUGCAGUGGCCUGGGCAGCUGCCACCUCUUCCUUAGCACCGUCCCUGUGCUCUGGACCCUCCUGGGCUCCUAGUCCUGGCCCUGAAGGAUGCUGGCUCCACCAGGACCCACUUACACCUGCGACCUCAGCCCUGCCCAUGACCACAGCCGCUUCCGAGACCAAAUAGACGCUGCUUCUCCCUGGUGGUGCUGCCCACUGGAGGGGCAGCCAGGACCCCCCGACACCCAAGGGGGACUGGGAUGGCCCCAGGCCUGGCCACCUUCCUCCAGAGGGGCUGCUGAGGAACCCCGGCCCUUCUUGGCAAUUGUUCUUUUGUGUGUUUUCAUGGUUGGAUAAGAAAGACUUUGUGUUUUUUAACUUAAUUUAUUCCCCACUGUUGCCGGUGACUUUGGGAAACAGAAUUAAUGAGGGUAAGGGGACACUGGACCGGCCUGCUCCUGUGCUCCACAAAAUGCUGGCCGACCCUCAGGCACCCUGGGACAAGCAAGCCUGAGCCAGAAGAAGGCAGCAGUAUGAACCCCCUCGUCGUGGUCUAGGGGACAUCAGGCCUCCAUCUCAGCGCCCUCCCCGCCAUUCUUGGGGGGAUUAUUUUCCAGCCACGGUUGAGCCACAGCUGUCCCCUCCAACUCUCAGAACCACUUUGGCUAGCCUGUGCAAACAAGCCCCCUUCUCCCCGUCCCCCACACCUGGGCCCUCCAUCCCGCACUACCAUCUCAUUUCUAGGGCUGGAAAGACGUUAUAUUUCUGUAAAUAGAACCAGCAAGUAUAUACUGUGAUUUAUUUUUAAUGUAUUCCUGAGGAUGGACUGGAAAUCUUGGUUUGUUUGUUCUUUUUUUUUUUUUUUUCAACCUUUUGUCAGGGGGGAGUCUUAUAUUUUGGUGGGGGGAGGUGGGGGAACUUUUUAGAAUAGCCAACACUUCGCAAUAAGCUCGUUUCGUCUGUUCAAGACUCCUCCCCACCCCCUUCGACUCUGUCGACUCUGUGACCUAAUAAUGUUUCUAUAGGGAAAAAUAGAGAAAAGAAAAAAAAGAAAAGAAAAGAAGAUAGAACAAAAAGGAGGGGGGACCUACAACCAAAAAGAGAACUCCUCCUCGAAGAUGAUUUAAUGAAGGAAACAACACAUUUCUACAGAUUUCAUAUUUCUACCCGUCUUUCCUGACUCUGUGUUUUAUAUAUAUUAUAUAUAAAUAUAUAUUGUGUACAGCCGCCAGGAGACGGCUCAAGCCCAUCCAUGCAAAGGGACGGGACGGGGGCUUUUGUAGGGCCUGUG
Molecule: messenger RNA, 1829 nt
Organism: Dipodomys spectabilis (banner-tailed kangaroo rat)
Lineage: Eukaryota; Metazoa; Chordata; Mammalia; Rodentia; Heteromyidae
Gene: Efna2
Product: ephrin A2
Exons: 4
Coding region: 2-631 (209 amino acids)
Biological process (GO): osteoclast differentiation; axon guidance; ephrin receptor signaling pathway
Cellular component (GO): plasma membrane
Molecular function (GO): ephrin receptor binding
Source: RefSeq, a predicted model, not a curated record